This is a messenger RNA of Arachis ipaensis, 2764 nucleotides long. Its product is annotated as CwfJ-like family protein. The record is from RefSeq and is a predicted model, not a curated record. NCBI's taxonomy places the organism in Eukaryota, Viridiplantae, Streptophyta, Magnoliopsida, Fabales, Fabaceae. Gene Ontology annotation, cellular component: post-mRNA release spliceosomal complex. Gene Ontology annotation, biological process: mRNA splicing, via spliceosome.
CGCAUCCUUCUUGGGUUCUUCCUUCUGUCUCCGCCCCCGCCAGCUACUGGUGUCUGAAUUACAGCACCGCCGCGCUCUCCCCCUCGCAGCCAUCUUCUGUGGAUGCACAUCUCGCAGAGGGAUUGCAACAGUCUAACAAUUUAGAAAAUGCUUUCUGAGGUGAAAUUCAUUCCUCGUGACCAGAUGCAAGACGAGGACUUGGUUUCUAAAUCAGAUAUUAGGAGGAGAAAAAAUAAGGGAAAAGGGAAGAGUUCUAGGAACAGCUCUUCUGAUGAUGAAGAACUUGAAAAGAUAAAGAAAGGUUCUAGGAAGAAGUGGUAUUCAUCAGAUGAAAGUUCUUCAUCAGAGUAUGAAAGCAACCAAGAUGCAAAGAAGAAUACGAAGAAAGCAAAAAAGAAAAGGGAUGAUGGUUCAUCAGAUGAUUCUUGUAAAAGGUCAAAACGAAGAUCAAGAUCAAGGAGUGGGAAAAAAGGAUAUUCAUCUGAGGAAUUCUCAUCAUCCUCUUCCUCCUCUUCCAAGGAUUUCAAAGAGAAAAAAGGGGAGGCAUCAAAAGACAAAUAGAAAACACGGGAGUAAAAAGAGCAAGGUAAAAGGUGAAGCUGCAAAUAUUGCAGCAGAUUCUAUAAGUGAGAAUGAAAUUUCAAGAAAAGAAAUGGGAUUGGAUUGGAUGCUUAGGCCUGAGAGUAAGGGACCAACAGUUUCAGAUACAGUGGAGAAAUUGCCAGAGGAAGAUCCUGUUGAGGAGCCAAUUAAGGUGAAUCCUAAGGAGUUGAAUCCAUAUCUGAAGGAUAAUGGAAGUGGCUACCCAGAAGAAAGUGAUGGGACUAAAGUUGGUGCAGACCGACUUUUAUCUGCUUCCCUUGUUGGGGAUGGGGGAGCAAGUUGGAGACUUAAAGCUUUAAAGCGUGCACAAGAGCAAGCAGCUCGAGAAGGGCGUAGCUUUCAGGAGGCUGUAGCUGAGAGGUGGGGUUCUCUUGGUGACUUGACUGCAUCUGUUGCAUCAAACGCAGCUGCCCCAGCUCGUGCUCAUCUACGUGCCAUAAGAAGUAGGCAAAGAGGUGAAACAGAAGAGAAAUCAGAUACCGAUAAGCAAAGCCGAAGGGAUUAUAAAAGGCAGGACUACUUGAAGGAUGUUUCUGUCCGGCAUGGUGAAAUGAAAGCACCUAAAGUUCGAGAUUCUUUAUCUUGGGGAAAGCGAAAAAGUCAACAUUCUGCUGAGGGAGCUGCACUCAUUUCUGCAGCGGCAUCUAGCCUAAAUAAAUUUUCUAAUGAUGGAAGCUUCAUGCGUGAAUUUGUUAGCAACAAGAGUAGCAAUUCUGAUGGUUCUGCUGUAGAAGGUGUUGAGCCAGUAAAUGAUUCAUCUGAAGCAAAUGCACCUGGCAAUAGCAGUGAAAUGGUGAAGACUGGGAUGACUGCAAACCAGCUGGCAGCGAAGGCUAUGCAACUUCGUUUGAAAGGAAAGCACGAAGAAGCCGAGAAACUAAUGCAAGAAGCAAAGAUUAUGAACACACAACAGGGAAAUCAAGCUCAUACAAUUAGAUCAAGAUCUGAAGGGGAUUCUAGCAGAUAUGCUACACAAAAAGUAUAUGCUCAACAGAAAAAAGGAGAGGAUGAUGCUGACAUGCAUCUUGCUCGCAAGAUCAUGCAGAACAAGCAGUUUAAGGUUUCUAGUCGGGCCGAUGAUGAAUAUGACUAUGAUGAUGGUCCAAGCAAAAAGAGUAGAAAGACACGUGCAGGUGAUGAUGAUCACAAGAUUAUUCAGAAAAACAAUCGUGAAAAUCGAUUCUUGACUCAGCAAGAGCGCUGCCUCUUUUGUUUGGAAAAUCCAAAUCGGCCAAUGCAUUUGGUGGUAUCAAUUGCAAAUUUCACAUAUCUUAUGUUGCCACAGUGGCAGCCUGUAGCACCUGGCCAUUGCUGCAUUUUACCCAUUCAGCAUGAAUCAGCUACAAGGACGGUGGAUGAUAAUGUGUGGACUGAAAUUCGAAACUUCAAGAAAUGCCUAAUAAUGAUGUUUGCAAAGCAAGAGAAGGAGGUGGUGUUUCUUGAAACCGUGAUGGGAUUGGCACAACAAAGACGACAUUGUAUGGUCGAGUGCAUUCCGUUACCCCAAGAUAUUGCCAAAGAGGCUCCUUUGUACUUUAAAAAGGCAAUUGAUGAAGCUGAAGAUGAAUGGAGCCAGCACAAUGCUAAGAAACUCAUCGACACAAGCCAGAAGGGACUGCGGAAUUCGAUUCCAAAGCACUUUCCAUACUUCCAUGUUGAGUUUGGACUAAACAAAGGUUUUGUCCAUGUUAUUGAUGACGAGAAGCAGUUCAAGGGCAACCUUGGCUUGAAUGUAAUAAGAGGGAUGCUGAAGUCUGCCGAGGAAGACAUGUAUCGGCGUCGACGGUAUGAAGCGGUGGAUGUACAGAAGCAAGCAGUUGCUAGCUUCUCUAAAGAGUGGGAGCCUUUUGACUGGACGAAACAGCUUCAAGAAACAUCUUAAAAAUGAUGUGAGGAUCAAAUUGCAAUUUCUGGAUGGAACAAUUCCAAAUCAACUUUAUGAUGAAGAUCCAACAGGAUGAAAGGAAUUCUUGAUGCACUCGUAUGAGUUUGCCCUGAUAACUUACCAGCAAUUCCUGCACGAUCACAUUAAUCAACCUAUGUCUCUGUACAGUGCGUGUAACUAUGCAUGUGAAAUAAAGUGUUCAAGUUAAUACAUAGAGAGAUGAAUGAAAUUUUAUUAUAUAUAUAAAAGUCUAAACUCUCUUAUCUUUCUAAUUUC